Molecule: messenger RNA, 2090 nt
Organism: Cynocephalus volans (Philippine flying lemur)
Lineage: Eukaryota; Metazoa; Chordata; Mammalia; Dermoptera; Cynocephalidae
Gene: CHGB
Product: chromogranin B
Exons: 5
Coding region: 90-2090 (666 amino acids)
Cellular component (GO): secretory granule
Source: RefSeq, a predicted model, not a curated record
CCCGGAGCGUCUCCAUCUCGCCUUCCUUCCGCACCUUGCCUCACCAGUCCAGCCGCAUCUUCUUCGCACAGGUUCGGGCGAGCGGGGCCAUGCAGCCGGCCGCGCUUCUCAGCCUCCUGGGAGCCGCGGUGCUGGCCGCUGUCAGUUCUAUGCCAGUGGAUAACAGGAACCACAACGAAGAAAUGGUAACUCACUGCAUCAUCGAGGUCCUCUCAAAUGUCCUGUUGAAGUCCAAGGCUCCCAUCACCCCUGAGUGCCGACAAGUCUUGAAGAAGAGUGGAAAAGAGGUCAAAGAUGAAGACAAAAGUGAAAAUGAAAACACAAAGUUUGAAGUAAGAUUGUUAAGAGACCCAGAUGAUGCCUCGGAGGCCCUCAGGCCUUCUAGUAGGGAGGGAACAGGAGCCCCAAGAGAAGAGGACACCCAAGGCUUGACAAAGGCAGACACAGAGAAAUGGGCAGAGGAAGGCAGGCACAGCCGAGAAGGAGCACACGAGCCCCAAGGGAGCCUCUAUCCCUCCAACAGUCAAACCUCCAAAGAAGCAAAGACACGCCAUUCUGAGAGGAGUGAGGCAGAGGACUAUCAGAAAAAAGAGCUUGGGGAAGAUGACAGCGAAGAGAAACAUCUUGAAGAGCCAGAAGAGACACAAAACGCCUUUGUCAACAAAAGAAACCAGGCCACGGCUAAGAAUAGAGAGGGAUUAGGGGCCAGAUCUGAUACACGCUCUGCUGGGCGCUCUGAGGAGAAGACACACAGCCGGGAGAAGAGUAGCCAGGAGAGCGGAGAGGAGACGAGAAGCCAGGAGAAACACCCCCAAGAGUCUAAAAGCCAGUCCUGGAGCCAGGAAGUGUCUGAGGAAAGUGAGGAAGAUGCUACCUCUGAGGUGGCCAAACGACGCACGAGGCCCAGACACCACCAUGGAAGGAGCAGGCCCGACAGGUCCUACCAAGAAGGGAAUCCUCCCUCUGAGGAAAGGGGACACCCCCUUGAGGCAUCGGAGGAGUCAAACAUGGGCCUAGACACUUUAGAGGAAAAGAGGGACCACCACUCAACCCACCACAGGGCUUCAGAGGAAGAACCCGAAUAUGAGGAAAAAGUGAGGAGUUAUCCAGGGGUCCAGGCUCCUGAGGGCCUGAAGGCAGAACGAUAUGGGGGCAGAGGAAGUGAGGUGUACAGGGCUCCCAGGCCUCACAGUGAGGAGAGCUGGGAGGACAAGAGAAACCUCCUCAGCUCAGAGCUUGACAGUGUGGCACGUAGAUAUAAAGAAGAAAGUGAGGAGGAGAGGGGCCGUGAUGGGGGAAAGGGGCAGCAUCAGAGAGGCAGGGGAGGGGAGCCAGGUGUCUAUUCUGCUCCUGACCCCAGAGAAGAGAAAAGGCUCUUGGGUGAAGGACACCUCCGUGUUCAAGAAAGCCAGCUGGACAAGUCAAGGAGGUAUCCACAAGGUGAGUGGAAGGAGCAGGACAGAAAUUACCUCAACUAUGGUGAGGAAGGAGCCCGACGGAAGUGGCAGCAGCAGGAGGACCUGCAAGACAUGGAAGGAAACAGGGAGGAAGCCAGGCUUCAAGACAAACAAUACGGCCCCCGUCACAUCACUGAAAAGAGGAAGAGAUUGGGGGCGAUCUUCAACCCAUACUUUGACCCUCUCCAGUGGAAGAGCAGCCAUUUUGAGAAAAAAAACAACAUGGAUGACAAUUUUCUUGAGGGUGAAGAGGAAAAUGGGCUGACCUUGAGUGAGAAGAAUUUCUUCCCAGAAUAUGACUAUGAUUGGUGGGAGAAAAAGCCCUUCUCGGAGGAUGUAAACUGGGGAUAUGAGAACAGAAACCUCCCCACAGCCCCGAAACUGGAUCUGAAAAGGCAGUAUGACCGAGUGGCUGAACUGGACCAGCUCCUUCACUACAGGAAGAAGUCAGCUGAAUUUCCGGCUGACUAUGAUUCUGAGGAGCAGAUGAGCUCACGCCCCGAGGCAGAAAAUGAAAACAACAGGGCUGACCAGAGAGUUCUGACAGAGGAAGAGGAAAAAGAACUUGAAAACUUGGCUGCCAUGGAUUUGGAACUACAGAAAAUAGCUGAGAAGUUCAGCCAAAAGGGUUGA